Gracilinanus agilis (Agile Gracile Mouse Opossum) is the source of this 1515-nucleotide messenger RNA. It is a transcript of the gene C1H8orf34, whose product is annotated as chromosome 1 C8orf34 homolog. The record is from RefSeq and is a predicted model, not a curated record. NCBI's taxonomy places the organism in Eukaryota, Metazoa, Chordata, Mammalia, Didelphimorphia, Didelphidae. The transcript has 13 exons. Bases 1 to 1515 code for a protein of 504 amino acids.
AUGGCGUCUCAUCAGCAAACGAGGAUCCAAGCUUACCUGGAGAAGAACAAAAUAGGUCCCCUGUUUGAGGAAUUGAUGACCAAACUCAUAACAGAGACACCUGACCAACCAAUCCCAUUUCUCAUUGACCAUCUUCAGUCCAAACAAGGACCCCGAAGUCAACUUCAAAGAACAUUGUCUGGGUCAGCAGCUUUAUGGGCAGAAAGCGAAACAUCAGAACACAAAGGAACUAGAAGAGACUUCAGAAGUUAUGAUAAACCCUGGCAGGUAAAUGCAAAGAAGCCAAAGAAGUCCAAGAGUGACCUUGCUGUGUCUAAUAUUUCUCCACCAUCACCGGAAUCCAAAUCAUUGCCAAGGUCAGUGGAGCAUCCUAAGUGGAACUGGCGGAUCAAACCAGAAAGCCACGACUUUGAUGAAUUAAAUCACAUCCUUCAAGAGAGCAAGAAGCUGGGGAAAGCCCUUGAGAAUCUCUCUAGAAGCAUUGCUAUUUCAGAUGAACUUGAUAAGGAUACAAUGGCUUUUAACUCAACUCUUCUGAGACCUCGAGUGAUUGGAGAAUGGGUUGGUCGAGAAGAAAAUGAUGCUGAUCCACUUGCUGCUGAAAUGUUGCAGCCUCCAAUUCCCAGAAGCAAAAAUGAGCAGUGGGGAAGUGAAGAUAGCACCACUAGCCCUGCAGGAAGCUUAAAGAUGGAGCCCAAGAGUAAAGGAUUAAAACAGCAGCAACAGCAACAUAAGAAGCUUCUAGCAGCAAUGUUAUCUCAAGAUUCUUUUGAAUCCAUCCACAGUCCCACUCCAUCUGUAACUGAAGAAGAUAUUGACAAUGAAGAUGAUGCAAUGGAAUUGCUGGAGGACCUGGAUGAUUUGAGAAUGGAAGGAGUAACUACCCUGAUGCCUUCUGGGAGCAAAUUUAACCCCACUCGGACAACUCAUCUUCCUGAACCCCAGGCAAAGGUCACAUUGAACAUCUGCUCCAGGUGUGCCAGAUUACAAGGUGACAAUCUGGCAGAAGGGACAGAAGAAAUUUCACAGACCCUUCAAACACCUGAAGAAGCAGCCCCAGACUCUUUAGAAACAGAUUCUUUAUGUGCAACUGAAGCAAUGGAGGAUGAUGAAUUUGAAAGUGCUUCUCAAAUAAUAGGACCUUGCCCUCCAGUAUGGGACCUGGCUAACCCGGAUACCAGAAGUGGGAGCUCCCCAAGCUUAAAACUCUUGAAAGAAUCUUUAGCUGCAAAGGAACUACAGAGCAUGGAGAAGCAUCUUGCUGCUCUUCAUGACCUUAUGGAUCAGAUUGUCCAUGAGGUUUUGUUGGCAAAGAUACUGGAGUGGUUCGCCAUUACCUUCUUCAAUGAAUUAAGGAAAACAGAAGUUAAUGAUCUUGCCCUGGGUUACACAGCUGGUCUGUUAUGGUACAAUAUCCAUCCCUCCCUUAGGGGGACCUUGGAAUUAGUGAAGCUGUCAGUUCAACAGGGAGAACUAAAUUCAAGGAUAUUUGUGAUUGGCCUACCAUGUACUUAA